GGGGCCCGAGCCGUCAUGCCGUGGUUGAGCGGCGGCCGCCGCCGGCGGCGGGGACAGCCGCGCGAGGCCCCGCGGGAGCCGCCGCCGCCCGCGCAGUCCCCGCGGGAGCCACCGCCGUCCGCGACCCCCGCCGCGGCCCCCGCGACCCCCGCGCCCUCCGCGCCGCCACCGCCGCGGGCCCGAGAGAGCGCCGAGCUGCCGUUGCCCGCCGGCUGGGAGGAGGCACGCGACUAUGACGGCCGGGUCUUCUACAUAGACCACAACACGCGCCAGACGUCGUGGAUCGACCCCCGGGACCGGAUAACAAAGCCAUUGACCUUUGCCGAUUGUGUUGGGGAUGAACUUCCUUUAGGAUGGGAAACUGUGUAUGAUAAACAAAUUGGAAUUUAUUACAUGGACCACAUAAAUAAGCUCACCCAGAUUGAGGAUCCCAGAGAACAGUGGAGACGAGAGCAGGAGCGGAUGCUGAAGGAGUAUUUGAUUGUAGCCCAGGAGGCUCUCAAUGCCAAGAAAGAAAUCUACCAGAUUAAGCAGCAGCGGUUCGAGCUGGCCCAGGAGGAGUACCAGCAGCUGCACAAGAUGUGCGAGGACGCCAGCCGCUCGUACGCCAGCUCCUUUUCUGGAUAUUCAGCAAAUACAAAGUACGACCCAUACCAAAUAAAAGCAGAAAUAGCAAGUCGCCGGGAUAGGCUUUCCAGAUUGAAACGAGAGCUGACCCAGAUGAAGCAAGAACUGCAGUACAAGGAAAAGGGGGUGGAGACCCUGCAAGAGAUUGAUCGUAAGAUGUCAAGUGCUCACACCAACUACAAACUGGACGAGGCGCAGGCUAUAAUGAGCGAGCUCAGGACCAUCAAGAAAGCCAUUUGCACAGGCGAGAAGGAGAGGCGGGACCUGAUGCAGAGCCUGGCCAAGCUCACCGAUGGCUUCAAGAACAGCUUUUCUCUCAGCGACCCUCUGCAGGAGUUCCCGCACAAUCCAGGCACGCUGGGUGACUCUUUGCCCCAACAGUUCUGUGACGCCGGCUCUCAGACCGACAUCAUUGGAGAGUUUGUUUUCGAUGAUAAAACAAGACUUGUGGACCGAGUCAGGCUUAACUGGCAGUAUGAGGAAGCCAGAAAGAGGGUGUCGAGUAUCCAGCAGCAGCUGGCCCAGCUCGAAGGCGAGUCCUGGCCGGGCAUGGCCGAGGCCGACAGGGACCGGCUGCAGCUCGUCAAAGAGAAGGAGGCCCUGCUUCAGGAGCUGCAGCUCAUCAUCCAGCAGAGAAGGCCGGCGGAGGACGUGGCGCGGCUGGAGGAGGAGCGGCGGCGCCUGGAGGAGGAGAUCCAGCGAGCACGGGCCACGUCCGCGCAGGGCGCCACGGAGAGGAUUCUCCUUCAGGAAAAAAGAAACUGUCUCCUGAUGCAGCUGGAAGAAGCUACCCGCCUAACGUCUUAUCUCCAGUCCCAGUUAAAAAGCCUGUCGGCCAGCACCCUGACGGUGUCCUCGGGGAGCAGCCGCGGCUCCCUGGCCUCCAGCCGGGGCUCCCUGGCCUCGAGCCGCGGCUCCUUGAGCUCCGUCAGCUUCACGGACAUCUACGGGCUCCCGCAGUACGAGCGGCCCGACGCCGAGGGCGGCCAGCUGCUGCGCUUCGACCUCAUCCCCUUCGACGCCCUGGGCCGAGACGCCCCCUUCGCCGAGGCCGCCGGGCCCUCGGGCUUCCAGAAGCAGCGGCGCUCCCUGGACACGCCCCAGUCCCUGGCGUCCCUGUCCUCGCGCUCCUCCCUGUCCUCCCUGUCCCCGCCCAGCUCCCCCUUGGACACGCCCUUCCUCCCGGCCUCGCGCGACUCGCCCUUGGCCCCGCUGGGGGACGGCGGCGUCGAGGGGCCCGGCCUGGGCGCCUUGGACCGGCUGCGGGCUCCGGCCUCGGCCCUGGGGGAGGAGGAGCUGCCGGGCCCGGCGUCCCUGCCGCCGCACGGGCUCCCCGGGGACGCGGAAGGACCUCGCGAGAGACAGCCCCAAGCGGCGGCUGCCGCUGCUGCCGCGGGUGCAGCAGUGACUCUUCGAGAAGACAGCGCCAGGAGACUGGAGCGGAGGGCGCGCCGUGUGUCCGCCUGCCUGUCUGACUACUCGCUGGCCAGCGACAGCGGGGUGUUCGAACCUCCCACCAAAAGGAGUGAAGAUGCUGAGGAGCCAGCACACGGGGACGCUGGCGGGAGCGAGGGCCCCCAGAUCCACGUUGGCUUCCUGCACGACAGUGCCAAUGAGUGUCUCCUUGUGAACGUGCUGCAGCUGAAGCACUUGGCCGGGCUGCUCGUGAGGGAAGACUGCAAAAUACACAUCCGCGUCUAUUUGCCGCCGCUGGACUCGGGCACGCCCAACACUUACUGCUCCAAGGCUCUGGAACUCCAAGCCCCCCUGGUAUUUAACGAAGUUUUCAGAAUCCCCGUGCACUCGAGCAUGCUGACGCUGAAGUCCCUUCAGUUGUACGUGUGUUCCGUGAACCCGCAGCUGCAGGAGGAACUCUUGGGCAUCGCUCAGAUUAACUUGGCCGACUAUGACGGUUCGGGCGAUAUGCAGCUGCGCUGGUACCCGAUCCAGGUGUUCACCGGCCCAGAGCCGCCCCGGCGGGAGGAUGAGCGGCCAGGGGACGGUGCAGCCCGGGACUCUGCACCCGCCACCUCUGGGAAGACGGACGCUGUGACCGUGCUGCUGGCUCGAACUACAGCCCAGCUGCAGGCGGUGGAGAGAGAGCUGGCCGAGGAGCGGGUGAAGCUGGAGUACACGGAGGAGGAGGUCCUGGAGAUGGAGCGGAAGGAGGAGCAGGCGGAGGCCGUGUCCGAGAGGAGCUGGCAGGCUGACUCAGUGGACAGUGGCUGUAGCAGCUGUGCCCAGACCAGCCCGCCGCACCCAGAGCCCUGCUGCGUUGGCGUCGACUCCAUCCACGGCCACAUGUUUGCUGGCCAGACAGAUCCUUACAGCCCUGGGAAACUUCAGCCGCCACCGCGUAAGGUUGACAAGGAAACCAACACGGAAGACCUCUUCCCCGAAGACGUAGCCAGUCUUCCGAAGGAGCGGCCCGGCCGCAGGGCCCGCGGCUCGCCCUUCGUUCGGAGCAGCACCAUCGUCCGUUCGCAGACUUUCUCGCCUGGAGCCCGAAGCCAGUACGUUUGCAGACUUUAUCGUAGUGACAGCGACAGCUCAACGCUGCCCCGGAAGUCCCCCUUUGUCCGAAACACUUUGGAAAGACGAACCCUUCGCUAUAAGCAGCCCUGCAGGUCCCCCCUGGCGGCACUGGCAGCGCGCACGUCUCUUGACCUGGAGCUGGACCUCCAGGCGUCGCGGACGCGGCAGCGGCAGCUGAACGAGGAGCUGGGUGCCCUGCGCGAGCUGCGCCAGCGCCUGGAGGAUGCCCAGCUCCGAGGCCACGCGGACCUCCCGGCAUGGGUGCUGCGCGAUGAGCGCUUCUGGAACCUGCUGCGGGAGGCGGAGAGGCAGACGAGACAGACCAAACUUGACUUCCAUCAAGAACAGGCAGCUGAGAAGAUGCUGAAGAAGGCCUCCAAAGGGGUGUGCCAGCUGCGCGGGCAGAACCUCAAAGAGCCCAUCCAGGUGCAGACGUUCAGGGAGAAGAUAGCAUUUUUUACAAGACCAAGGAUUAACGUACCUCCUCUGCCCGCCGAUGAUGUUUGAUGUAGUACUUUGUACACAUGAAGUAUUUAUCCACCUGUUUUAUUUUCAUGAAGUUCUUAGACUAGCUCAAUUUGUCUUUAAAAUAUUUGUGCAAAGCUAUUAAUAUACACAUUUUGUAAAAAAAAUAAAUAAAAACAAAACAUAUAUCUAUACAUAUAUAUUUUAUAAUAGUGACGGCAACAGGGCUUGGUUUUUCCUUGUUGUGAAAUUGACAUCUCUGAAGACAGGUUAUUUUAUAAAAGAUCAAUUAUCACGUUAAGAGUGUACAGUUUUUACGCUGUUUUAUUUGACUUAAAGGCUGGAAGACAGAAACGAAGUGAGUUCAGGUAAAUUCACUGUAUUGUAAUUUAUUUAUAGUACUUUUUUUCCUUGAAGGAAAUUACCGACUUUAAGAUGUAUUUUAAGACUGAGAUUUUGUUCUUCAGUAUUUGUCAUGCAGUAGAAUGGAACUUUGGGGCCGGUUCUGUUUCUCGCCCAAAAGGCAAACGGUCAGUGCUCGAUUGGUCACUCUCCCGUUUCUCCUCUGUGCAUUGAUCAUGUGUGUCAUACAGGCUCACCCCUCUGUGUUCUGUUAAGAGGCCGCUCGCAGGGUCCUGGCCCUAAGUCAGUGCCAUGGGCGCCUGGCAGAGCCGGGUCUCCACUGCGAGCUGCGCCCCAAGGGCCCCUCAUUUCCAUCUAGUCUCAUUGCGCCCCUUUGCGUGUUCACCCCGAGUCUGGAGCCGGUCAUAGAGCCCCCGGCAGCCUGGCCCAGUGGACACCCCCACCACUUGCCCUCACCCAGCCUCAGGCAGCCUGGCCUUUCGAGUCUGCUCCGUCUGAUCCUGAGCUUGACAAAGGAGGUGGUGGUGGAGCUUCUGCUCUAGUGCUCUGCCGAGAAGGAGAAGGAAAAGAGACAUGGGAAGGCACAGUCUCAGUGACUCAGCGGAUCCGCUGACAGAUAAGUCACAACAUAGACCCCAUAGCCUUUGAAGGCGCUUCUUUGAGGAAGCCAGCUUACGUGGGUAACUGCGGUUACCCAGCGAGUCACUUUCAGGAGAGUGUUUGCUUUCCAUCAAGCCCCCCACCCCCACCCCA
Phacochoerus africanus (Common warthog) is the source of this 4743-nucleotide messenger RNA. It is a transcript of the gene WWC3, whose product is annotated as WWC family member 3. Bases 16 to 3669 code for a protein of 1217 amino acids. The record is from RefSeq and is a predicted model, not a curated record. Gene Ontology annotation, cellular component: cytoplasm. NCBI's taxonomy places the organism in Eukaryota, Metazoa, Chordata, Mammalia, Artiodactyla, Suidae. The transcript has 23 exons. Gene Ontology annotation, biological process: regulation of hippo signaling; negative regulation of organ growth; cell migration. Gene Ontology annotation, molecular function: molecular adaptor activity; kinase binding.